Kalmanozyma brasiliensis GHG001 is the source of this 1071-nucleotide messenger RNA. RefSeq lists its product as uncharacterized. The record is from RefSeq and is a predicted model, not a curated record. Bases 1 to 1071 code for a protein of 356 amino acids. Gene Ontology annotation, cellular component: nucleus; 90S preribosome. NCBI's taxonomy places the organism in Eukaryota, Fungi, Basidiomycota, Ustilaginomycetes, Ustilaginales. The transcript is spliced from 2 exons.
AUGGCAGACACGCUGGAAGAGAACUAUUUCCUGGACGACAACGAGGCAGGGUCCGUGGUCGGCUCGGACGACGGAGCUGUCAGCAUCCAAGAUGAGCCAGAGCACUCCAAUGAAGAGCAAAGCGGUGAGCCAUCGGCACCAAGACAAAGUGCUCAAGAUAUCAAGGACGAAGCAGCUCGAAAGGCGGACAAGAAUCGCAAACGCAAGGAGAAGGAGAAGGCACGCAAGCAGAAGAGAGCGGCCCAAUCCGCCGACUUCGCGCAAGGAGUAGGAUCCGUAGCAACGCAGCCACCAGACAUGCAGGCCGACUAUCUCGCAACCAAGCAGAGCGUCUCGUUCGCCAAGUUGAGUGAGCUCGAGCUCGAAGAGCUGCGUCUGCGCGAAUCGAUGCUUCUGGAUACGACCGCCUUCGACAAGCCUCGUACGGUGGACACGCUGGCCGACUUUGUGCGCGCAUGUAUGCCCUCAAUAGCCAAAAGCGUCACCAACGCCAAAGAUGCAAGCGUCAGCCAGCCAGGGCGGCCUGCGCUCGUCAUUCUGACGGGCAAUGCACUGCGUGCGGCUGAGCUCGCGCGCGGCUUGCGUCCUCUCGGACCACAGCUCCCGACUUCGGCAGAAGCUUCCAGUAAUGAUGAUGGAUCGGCGGGUCCUGCAAAGAGACGCAAGGUGGAUAAGGACGGUUCAAAGGGCCAAAGUAAGGAGGGCAAGAAGGGAGAAGCGAAGGAGAGCAGCAGUAGCAGCAGCUACAAGGCGCUGCUGGGUGGGUUCUCGGUUGCAAAGCUCUUUGCCCGUCACUUCAAGCUCAAGGAGCACGAGGCGUGGCUGCGCGAGCAGACGACGCCGCUUGCAGCUGGCACACCACAGCGAGUGGCAGCGCUGAUUGCAUCGGGAAGCCUGCACCUCGACUCGCUCCAGGCGCUCGUCAUUGACCAGACCUGGGUGGACGCCAAGCAGCGCAGCGUGUUCGACAGCUUCGAGACGCGAGACGAGCUGAUGAAACUGCUCGCCCUCGAUGCAGUCAUGGGCUCGUUCAAGCGGUCUAAGGCGCCGGCCAAGCUGGUGCUCUUCUGA